Parasteatoda tepidariorum (common house spider) is the source of this 2195-nucleotide messenger RNA. RefSeq lists its product as uncharacterized. The record is from RefSeq and is a predicted model, not a curated record. NCBI's taxonomy places the organism in Eukaryota, Metazoa, Arthropoda, Arachnida, Araneae, Theridiidae.
AGGACUAAUAGCUUUAUUUUUCUACUUUUAGGUGCUGGUUCAAGUAAUGAGAAAGCCAAAAAGGAUAUAGAUUGUUCUUAUUCUCAAGCAAAUGAUCAAAGAGGUAACAUGAAUUCACCUUUGGUCAGCUCUGACUCAAAGACUGAAAAUCGGUGUUCGCCAGACCGAGAAGUGCCUAAACAGCUAACCCUAAUAAACAUUCCACCUAAAGCCUACCGUAAUGUGUAUGUGUCUCAUGUUGUUAGUCCGAGUGAGUUUUAUUGCCAAAUUGAAGAAGAAAGUGCUAAACUCCAACAACUGAUGCUGGAUAUUGAAACUGAAUAUUCUCAAAUUAAAGAGAAUGAAUUAACUUUAAAUCAGAUGAAAAUAGGUUCUGUGUGCUGUGCAGUUUUUCAGGAAGAUUGUGCCUGGUACAGGGGUUCUAUAAAGGGCAUUAAUUCCGAGUGCUGUGACAUUUAUUUUGUUGAUUACGGAAAUACCGAUUCUGUUCCUGUUUCAAAAAUAAAAGCUUUGACGUCCAAAUUUUUUAUGUUGCCGGUCCAAGCUUUAAAAUGUAAGCUUUUUAAUGCAGAACCUGACAGCAGUACUUGGAGUGCCGAUGCAAUUCAGGAUUUCAUUAAUUUAACUUUGGAAAAAUCUUUUGUAUCCCAGUUUGUUGAAGUUGACAACACCAACACUUAUGCUGUUAAUCUUGUUAGCUUAAACAAACUCGAAGAAGACGUUUUAAACAAGCAAUUCGUUAAUCGAGGUCACGGCAAGUUACAAGAUGAAAGUAAAUUAUUGGUUCUGAAUUCUCAUGCCGCUUCCAGCAACCUUACUUUUAAAACCCCGGACAUAAAGCCGGGUUCAUUUGAACGUGUUGCCGUUUGCUUUGGCCUGACACCACAAGUGGUUUUCUGCCAAUUGAAAUCAUAUGAAGGAGAGUUUAAAAGAAUGAUGGAGCAGUUACAACAUCAUUACAGCAAGUUAUCACCAUCAGAUGCCAUCGUAGAUCGACCACACGUUGGCAUGAUUUGUGUGGCUCAGUUUCAUCAGGAUUCUGUGUGGUAUAGAGGAAGAAUAACCAAAAUGGACAAGACUGGAAUCUCUGUCAUCUAUGUAGAUUACGGUAAUACCGAGAUAGUUGAAAAAAAGAAAGUGCGUUGUAUCGCUCAGGACUUUACAGGACUGCCCAUUCAGGCCAUUAAAUGUCAGAUCAAAGGCAUCAGAGCUCCAGAAAAAUCGUGGUCGUCAAAAAACAACAUCAGCAAAUUUUUCGAAGGCGAUUCUGAGUGUGAGUUUGUAUCGAGGGAGCAUGAUCACUAUGUCGUCAAUUUGACUGUCGACCGAAAGAAUGUGGCAGAACUACUUAUAAAAAGUGGGCUGGCUGUUGGAGAAGCCAUUAAGAGUGUUGAAAGUGUUCAGGCGAAACAACCUGACGCAUUGCCUGUUAUCGAAGCCAUUAAGAGUGUUGAUAGUGUUCAGGCGAAACAACCUGGCGCAUUGCCUGUUAUCGAACAUGACGAGCAGUUGGCCAAAAGAGAUUCUUUCAGUUCAGGACAGUUAUUGUCCGUUGCUGUGUCGUACGUCAAAAGUCCGUGUCAGUUUUGGUGUCAGUCUCUUGAUGAUUCAGAUGUUUUGGAUCAGUUGAUGGCUGACAUUCAAACACACGUUGAGCAGGGUGUCACUCCCGUUAACCUGAAAAAAUUGAUACCUGGGUAUUAUUGUUUAGCUAAAUAUUCUGAGGAUGAGUCUUGGUAUCGAGCUCAAAUUGUUGCAUGCAUUUCAGAAAAAGAAUUAGAGGUUUUCUUCAUUGAUUAUGGAAAUUCUGAAAUCAUUUCUCCUGAUGCAAUUGCCGUUUUACCACAAGUUUUUUAUGAAACAUAUGGCUUAUGUUUUUGCUGUCAACUUCUGGGUAGCUCAUCAUCUAUUUGUACUGCUGAUGUUAGUGAAGCUUUCCAGAAUAUUGUCGAUGAAGCUGGCCAGGAUAUGACCGCAAAGAUAGAUCAAGUACUCAAAGAAGCCUAUGUCAUCACUCUCCUUUAUGAAGUAAAUGACGUUGAAAAGAAUGUGUCCGAAAUCUUGUUUCCUGUUCAGUUAGAUGUCUCACCAUGUCCAGGUAAAUAUUAUUUAGUCCAAUGUAAUACUACAAUUUUUGCUGAAAUUUUUGGAAUUUGUUAAAUUUUAAAAUCAAAGAUGUCUAUUUCUACCGCAGA